This is a messenger RNA of Trypanosoma brucei brucei TREU927, 2841 nucleotides long. RefSeq lists its product as hypothetical. The transcript has a single exon. The coding region runs from base 1 to 2841 and encodes 946 amino acids. The record is from RefSeq and is a predicted model, not a curated record. NCBI's taxonomy places the organism in Eukaryota, Euglenozoa, Kinetoplastea, Trypanosomatida, Trypanosomatidae. Gene Ontology annotation, molecular function: protein binding.
AUGACAUCUAGCGUAACCGGACCCCCUUCUAGCUUUGCGGCAGCAGCGAAGGUCCUUUUUGACUCUGCGAAGAAGGUGGGGGCUGUGAAACCACUAGGUACGACAAGCAAGUUAUACGCUCAUCAACUGAAAAAAAUUCAAAGCCAAAGCCGAAAGAAGGGUGGUUCCCUGGGAAACGUGUCGUACAAUGUAGCUGAAUUUCUCGAAGCUCAUCGGGCAUCCCAAGUAAAAUCCUCUCAGGGUCCCAUUUUCCAUACCCGGUGUGUUCCCCUCAUAGAUAUUCCGCUGAAGAAAACGAAACAAACGGGAUCAGGCAUGCAGAAGACUUCGUCGAACGAGGCACCACUGUUGAACCUCCAUAAGAGGCAGCCCCACCUCGCGGCAACCCCUGAUAUGUCGAAGGAAGCGGUACCGGUUGGUGGAGUUGCAGGGGUCGGACCACAGGUACCGAAGUUGGCCCCUCCAAAAUUGGAUUCCGUUCUUCUGCCGAAGGAUGGGGAGGCAAAACGACAGCCGUGGGUACAUCAUACGGAUACACACGCAGCGGAUCGCACAUCGGCGACGGGAGGUGUGUUUUUAGCACCUGAGAGGAUUUUGCACGGUGUUGCUCCUAGGGCCACAGUUGUUGAAGAGAAACCACUGUUUGAGAGCCCGUGUGUCACGGAGGCGAAGCCUCUUUCGUUCUUGGACCUGAAGGCGCGGCAACCAAUGAAGGAAGUAGUGGAAGUAGUGGACAGACCCAUCAAACCAUCCGUAACAGUACCGAUAUCUUCCGGAGGCUCCUCUGCCGCCAGCACCCGGGGCGGGGAGAACGCCCGAACCGAGACUAUCUCUGUUGAUGUCUGGGAACUGCAACGCGAGCGAGAGCUAGAACAACUGCGGAAGGAUCAAGAGAAAGCGGAAAAGGAACGGUUGGAAGCACGACGAGAAGAAGAGCAUAAAACUUUGGGCGAUGAGUGGGUGCUGAGUAGAACCUUGGCUACUUCUCGACCGCUUUGCGUGGGUGCGGUGAAUGGUGCCCUAGAAAAGCUAUACUUUUCGAGCGAUUGGGAGACCUGCUUUCAGUUGUUCAAGGAACUGGUUUGUGCCCCAACGCCACCAGUUCCGUCAGUUUCUAAGCAAGCGGUUUGUUUGAUGGAAAGGCACCUUCGGCGCGUUCCAGGUGCGCGUAGGAACGAACUUAAAGUUGCACUCUCAAAGGAGUUGAAGGAGAGGAAACUUCUUGACGAAGCAACUAGGUUUGAUUUGAAACACACGUAUUCUGAGGCUUUUCUCCAGGUUUAUCGCUCUGCGUCAAGCAGCGUAAAGGAUUCAUUAGACCUUUGCACUACGGCGAAGGCGAUAUCGACACUUGUCAGGUCAGGAUCUUGGUUGGAGGCCGUCGAAGUGUUUCACAGAUCACAGCAACGUUUCUCCGACAAGGGUGGACGACUUGGUUUAGGGUUACUGGCGGAGUCUCGCUCACUGGACGGUGAAGCGAGGACUGCACUUUCAGAGUAUACAUCAAAAACUCUAACCGCACAGGGGCGUUUUGGGAAGUUACAUAGCAUUGAGCUUGUAAAGUUGAGUAAGGGCGGUCAGAAGCGACAUUUACUGUCACAGCUUAUUGAAUCUGGCCACGUGGACGAAGUUAUUUAUGCCGAGCUUCUGCGUACAACGAAGGAAAAUGUAGAGGAUGUUCUUGAGGAGAUCGGCAAAAGGGGACUAAAUGUUGAAGAUCCAGCUAUUCUAGCGGCUUUAUGCUGGAGGUCAUUUGAUGUUGAAAGCCCCCAAGUCCUGUUCCGCGAGAUUGAACGGCAAGAGGCAAAAAUAGGAAUCCGACCGGCACACGUGCUGGCGGCUGUUGCAAUGGCUAGGGCUUCGAAAUCGGAACACACCCUCCGUUCUACGAUUCAGAUACUGAAGAAGAAGCCCAACUUUAGGUGUAAGUUCGUACUAAGAAAGUUGUUGCCUCUGUUAUACGAAAGGCGGAUGAACAGCGAAAUCGUGGAGCUUGCAGAAAUUUACGCUAGUAACCUACCCAUAGCAGUGGCACUGCCCCAGGCUGUUGGAUUCAUCAAUAGCGCCUUAAUCGCGCAAGGGAAGAAUCCGUUGUCAACCCACCUAGCUAGUGAUUUAAACCUUUCUGGCAAAGCAGUGGUGGGAGACACGGGUGAUGCGACACAGCUAACAAUCCCAAGGGCGCCGGAAUCUGUUGCCUCCACAGAGGCAAUGUUUCAAUGCGUGAAGGAAAGGGAUUGGCUGAGGGCAUUGGAGCUACUAGGUGCAUUCUCAUUGCAUAGUGCGGGAGACCCUGACGUUGGAAUGCGCUCUGUUAUGUACAAUUGCGCACUCAACGCAUCUAUGGAGAAACGCGAAAUUGUGAUGGCGCUUUAUAAACAAAUGAUAGAGAGGGGCGUACAGGUUAAUGCGACCACGAGCAACGCACUUCUUAGCUGCUUCAUAGGAUCUUCUGAAUGGGAGGAAAGCAUUGAAUUCUACAAAAGGACAGACUCGUCGCUGCGUGACGGCGGCACGUAUUCUAUAAUGCUUUCCCUUUUCGGUAAAAAUGGAAUGUGGAGAGAAGCAUGCGAAGUUUUCCAGGACGCACGGGUAGGAUUGGCUAAGGCACCUCCGGCAAUCUUUAGGCUUGGUAUCAACGCUGCGCAUAGUCACAAUUGGGAAGCCACUUUGAGUAUUUUUGGAAACUUCUUGAAGGCGCAUGGCAUUCAAAACAUUAGUGACUCUGUUGUCGAUAAGGUAGUCCGAUGUCUCUCACAAAACAACAGGACGACUGAGUUAAAAAAAGUGGAGAUGGAAGUAUCGAAAAUGAAAGGAAAGAACAAGGGGAAGAAAAAAUAG